AUGGAGGGGGAAGAUUUGAAAAGAACCCUCGUGGAAUUGCCCUCGAAAUUAAACUACAGGGACUCCGGUUCAAUCAAGCAUUUUAUAUUCAAAAUCCUAUACUACAGCUGCACUAAUCACGGCCAACUGCUCCGCCGGCUCUUCCCCGAUCUAUCGGCCUCGGACCUUGCCUUGCUUGAAAGCUCAAAAGUCGACUUUGACUUGGAAACGUUGCGUCAAGUAAGUCCCUUUUACCAAACCGCCAAGAAUCAAAACGCGGCUUCUUACACUCAUGAUCCCGAUAAGCCCUGUGCGAGAUUAUUCAAGUCUAAUGAUACCGUUUACCGGUGCGAAGACUGCGGAUACGACGACACGUGUGUUUUAUGUUCAUAUUGCUUUAACGAGCAGGACCACGUCAACCACAGUGUGCUGCUGUAUUCUUCCCAGGGCAUGAAUGGAGGUGUAUGUGAUUGUGGAGACCCCGAGGCAUUUGUCAAUACUUUGCACUGUAAAUGCUCAACUGGUGUUGCCACCGAACCCAGUUCCCUCUCAGAGUUUUCAUCAUCCUCAAAAGCCAGCAACUUUGAUGUGCAAAGCAUUCACACAACCAUUGAAAUCUGUCUUAAAUACGUUUUGGACGUGUUGAAUUUCUCGAUAGGCACUUUACCCCUUGUUCAUAGGCUAAUGAAUGAGCAAAUUUCAUUGACGGCAAAGAGAUGGUCAAAUUACUCGUCGCUACCAAGAGGCCACUAUGGCGGUGCCUUUGAUGAAAACUCGGUUGAUAAAUGGUACCUUGUGCUAUGGAACGACGAGUUUCAUGACGUGAAUCAAGCAGUUUAUGCAAUCAAGCGAUGCAUCAACUGUAGCGAGGGCAAGGGGAUGGAAUUGGCUUCUAAAAUCGAUAAGGAAGGUUUCUGCAUCUUGCUUGAAUCGAAAUCAUACGAGUCGCUCAUCAAACCGAAAAAUGUUGUUGAAACAGGAGGUUUGGUUGCAACUAUAACUUCAGCUCGAGAUUACAUGAGGGACAUGAUUGUAAAGGCAAUCUUUUUCUGGUUAGAAAAUAUAGUCACGUCAGACGAUAAGGCUUUUAAAAACUUGUGCCAAACCACUUUAUCGCAACUAUUGGUGGAUAACGAUUACAAUUUUGCCAAGGCUGUUCCUGCCGAGUUCUUGCUCACGACUGCUGGCAACAAGGCUAGUUGUUUCCGAAACGGUAUUCCUAUUGAUAACACAUUUGUGCCUUUCACCAUUUCCUCCUUUUCCUCCUCGUCCUCGUCCUCGUUCUCCUCCUCCUUUUCCCCCGACAACAACAACAACAACAACAACAACAAUAGAUCAAAUUUCCCCUAUGAGGAAUCUGAUCUUUCAAUGCCCUUUUCAAGUCUAAGUACAGCCAAAAAUCCGUCAGGUCAACUAUCAAGGUUCCAAAUACUACUCGUUUUUCAAAUAAGAUUACCAAAGCCAGUUAGGAAAAAAUUGGUGCCCCUUCUACUUCCUCUUUUAGUCAGGAACAAAGACUUUAAGCAGAUAUUUGCCAGACAAUUUACGGAAAUUUAUCCUACGCUUUUAACCAUACUUGCAUAUUCGGACCGCGAAGAUCAACUAAAUAUCAUUGAUGAAAUAGUGGCUCAGCUCUAUACUUGUCCCAUGACUGUGCAAAAUCUACUAAACUCGGUAGGAAUCGGGUACAUCUUGGCCCCCAUUAUAGCGAUUAUUGAAGAAAGUUCCGCCUUUUGGGACUCUAACCAAGGUUACAAGGUGUUUUGCCAUCAAGGAGACGCAACCCAUCAGCAACGGACUAUCCAAAAAGCCAUUGAAAGAGGGAUCCGGGACUUUGAUCAUUUCACAUCGAGCACUUUUAGCCCCGCAUCCUUGGCUAACUUGAUGGAACACGACAAUAUGAUUUGUAUUAUUCGGUUCUUGCAAUUGUUUCAAGGAUAUAUUCCACUCAAGAGAAAAUACGGCGAGCACGUGGAACAAGAACUGUACCUCUUUCGGUACCACGCUACGAUCUCGGUGCCCUUGCUCAUUUGCAUGAAAAAUCUAGCAAUGUCCCAACAUGCCAACCCCAGAUCGGACAUUUUUAUUAAAACCAUAAUCGAAGUGUUGACAAGCAACAGACUCCGACAGGAUGGCGCUGGUGGAGAACAUUACCAGCUGUUGGAUGUGAGUAAGCAUCCACACGGCCUAGUCUAUCCCUUGUCCUCCUUUCUUUCCUUUUUAAUCCAGAGCCGAGGAAUGAGAAAUACUCAAGACUUGCUUUUGAAGCAUUAUCAAAACGAGGUUGUUGCCUUGUCUCGUGACUCGCUUUGGAGUAUAGUCUUGGCCUCUCAAAUCAAAAUUGGCUUUUGGAUCAGAAACGGUUUGUCUGCCUCGCGCCAGGCCUCGAUGUACUUUGGUUCUGCAAUGUCCGAACUCACGUUUUCAACCGAUUUUCACCUCCAACAACUAGCCCUCUUGGCCGGAGACCCAAACGAAAUGGUCAAGAAUAUGCUCAAGCGGUGGGAAUUAUCCGAAUGGUUUGCCAAUGAAAAAAAGUACAGCGAGACUGUUUACGAAGACCGGUUUUUCUCCAUUGCUGAAAUGUUCAUCUGGGUAACCUACAAUUUAUUUGUCGAUAGAACCAAAUUUAUUGAGGCAAAUGAUCACGCCGAGUAUGCUUCUUUUCAUGCGAAAAGAGUUUUGGCGUACACCUUGUGCGAGCAAUCCAAAUCAUACUCAAGUUUGAAGGCCAAAGUCGAGUUGCGAGUGUCUCGACUACCGGAAUUUGACGACUUGUUGUACAAAGUUGCCGACUAUCAGCCCCCAUCUGCACUUGUAGACAGCGGUAUUUACAGGCUCAAGGAAAAGAUUUAUGAUGAGCUCGAUCCCUUGAGCUUGUAUCUGGACCCUGUGAAAUUCCAUACAUUAUCAGAGGUUAUGACAAAAGCAAUUGCAAAGAAUUCUAGAAGCAAGAGAGAAGAAGACAACAAAGAAGAAGAUGAAAAAACCAAAGAAGAAGAAAUCAAAGAAAAUGUCGUUAUUUUGAAACCCGUUAUUUUAAAGUGCGGGUUGGCAAAAAUUGACAACUCGCUCGGGGCAUUUACCAAAACCACCGCGUUUAUCAAAAUCAUUUACAAGCUUUUGCGAGUAGCUGUUGACACCUCAAACGAAACGUACCUUCCCCAGCUUUUGCACUUGAUUCAUGCAAUUCUACUUGAUGACGAAGUGAUACACGGAAAGGACUAUCUCAAUCAGAAUUUUGUCGACAUUCCUGUCUGCGACCUUUUGGUCACUAUCGUGCAACUAGGCUUGUCGAAACUGGUUUGUUCAAAGACUGAGUUUUUAAUAGACUUAUUUUUGGCCAAAGACGAUCGAAUCUCGGAAAACCUAGUCAGCUGCUUUGGAGAGGAGACUAUACAACUGUUUAAAGAGCGCAGAAUGAAUAAAGCAGGAAGCAAGCAAGAAACAGCGAAAAGGAAAGCCGAGGAGAGGAAGAAUAGGAUUUUGAAAAAGUUUGCGAGAAAGCAGGAAAAGUUUUUGCUGAAGAAUUUUGAACCGGUUAAAGUCGACGACGGCCACAGUCAAGUAGGAAAAGAAAACACAGAAAACACAGAAAACACAGAAAACACAGGAAACACAGGAAACACAGGAAACACAGGAAACACAAGAAAUACAGGAAAUGCAGGAAAUGCAGGAAAUGCAGAAAACAGAGAAAUUGCAGAAAAUGAAGCGGACCAUUCUCGGAUCUGCGUUUUGUGUGGUGAACAGGAAGCGGGUAAAAAAGCAUUUGGUAUUUUGAUACUGGAAACGCUAGCACCAAUCUUUUGGAAAUUGGACGAUUCAUUGGUAGAUUCCGCUUUGCAUAAUUGGAGUGCCGAUUUCAUUCAGGGCCAGGACCGCAGCGAUUACGGAGAUGGCUAUCCCGUUGCUUCUGCUUCUUGCAAAGACUUUGAAAAGGGCGUCCUUUCGACUUGCGGGCACGGCAUUCAUUACUCUUGUUAUAUAGGCGGCGUUGGAAGGCUGAAUAACUACCCCUGUCCGUUGUGCAGAAAUCUAUACAGCUCGUUCAUUCCCACGUUACCACUAACUGGGGCGUUGAGGGAAAAACCCAAUCUUUUGAACGAUUAUUUAUUCAUGGAUCCCACUUCAAUGAGCUAUUCAGACAUUGUCAAAUUCAAAAGCUUUUCCCCCAAGCGGGGACUUUUACGUGAGCUUUACAUCCCCAAGGUGCACGGUCUUCACUUGAACAUAUACGCGAACCUGAUGCCUUAUGACCGGUUCUCAAAGCAGAAGCUCCGCAAUUGGGCUCCCGAAUUGGCUAACACGAUUCAAAUGGCAGAAAUCACCACAAGAUUGCAAGGGGUAGAUGCAUAUUCGAAAUUUGUGACUCAGAUACCGAAGCACACAAAGAUUUUGUUGAGAUCCUUGUUCCAGGCCAUCAUUUUGAUCCCCGUGCUAGAUAAGGAAGAGUGUCUUUUGCGGAACUCGGCUCGUUCAAGAUAUGAUGAGGCCACCAAAGAGGUCCAUGAAUAUUCCAAUGGUGUGUUUGCAUGCACACUUUCCUUGUUUUUCAAAACGCACGAGUCCUUGGCCACGUUGGCUCGAGUAGGAUUGUGUGAACUCUUUGCGAUUUUGGUCAGCCGUUAUCCCAGUGGCUUACCACAAGGAAAAGACAUGAUGCAAUCGCCCACCGAUGGCAAUGAUGAAGCAAUUUUGGAUCUUUUCCAGAUUGUUUGGAAAAAAUACGGUCAACAGGUGAGUGCAUCUGCGGCAGCCACGUUGUGCCAACUAGCCUGCCAAAUAUUCUGCAUUUACCUAAGACAGGUGAUUAUAUUCCAGGACAUACUCCUCGGUCACCAAAACGGAGACGACUUUGUUAGUGACUCGAGAUUUGAAAGCAUGGAACAGGAGAUUGCCGAUCAAGAUCGUUUGCUGUUAUUACUGUGCUUGGAUGCAAUGUGCCGGGUAGUACGAGUUCCAUCGUUGAGUCAUAUUGUUGCAAAAUUAACCUCUGAAGAAGAUGAUGAUUCGUUGGAAAAAAACACUUUUGAGACUACCCUUAAAAUAAAGAGGUCACAAAGUGCCUUCUUCACACUCGAUUACCCGGGAAUAGUUCAUCUAACGACAUUGCCCCAGGAUUAUCAAAACUGUUUGCUUCGCUUACCUGAAAUGGGUGUCCAUGACAAAAUCCGGUGUUUGCUCUGUGGCACUUGGCUAGCGAGGAACCAACACGAGAACCACAUGCACGAAUGUUCUUAUGAUAUUGGAGUGUUUUUCAAUCCAAAGAAAAACGUCUUGCGGGUCUGCAUCUUGAUCAGCGACACUCCAAUCACGUUGGAAAUACCGGCUCCGUACUUGACCAAGCAUGGAGAAGUCAAGACUUUGGGUUACAAGGGCAAGGCGUCACUAAGCGACUUUAGAUUCGUCGAGCUCAACAAGCUAUGGAUCAAUCAGGGCUUGUACGCGUUUGUGACGAGAGCACUAUUCGCGGACACUUCGGGCGUUACAAUGAACGGCCUAGGUAUAAACUUGGACAGAACAGGAAUGUUUGGCUUGGCGGUCGAGGACAUUGAAGAAGAUGAUAUGGGUUGGAAUGAAGAAGACGAGGAGUUUAUGAUAAUGUGA
Molecule: messenger RNA, 5586 nt
Organism: Lodderomyces beijingensis
Lineage: Eukaryota; Fungi; Ascomycota; Pichiomycetes; Serinales; Debaryomycetaceae
Source: the annotation of a GenBank genome assembly